AUGUGCAAACUUUUGGAAACGGAGUCGAAAUUUAAUUUUGAUGAAAAGUGCAUCAAGGCAUUUGAAGAGUUGAAGUUGAAACUGACUUCAGCCCCUAUUGUUGUGUCUCCGGAUCGGUCUCUACCUUUCGAAUUGAUGUGUGAUGCUAGUGGUCUUGCUAUUGGUGUUAUGCUUGGUCAGAGGAUCAACAAAAUCUUGCACCCAAUUUAUUAUGCAAGCAAAAUGCUGAAUGGAGCUCAAAUGAAUUAUACAGUGACAGAGCAAGAGCUACUUGCUAUUGUCUAUGCUUUCGAAAAGUUUUGGGCCUAUUUGUUGGGUGCCAAGGUAGUGGUUCACACUGACCAUGCUGCCUUGCGGUAUUUGAUGGCUAAAAAGGAUGCUAAGCCACGGUUGAUUAGAUGGGUGUUGUUGCUACAAGAAUUUGACUUUGAAGUCAAAGACCGAAAAGGGAGACCGACUGAUGUGCUAGAUAUUGAUGACACUUUUCCGGAUGAAAGAGUAUUGGCGGUUUCCAGUGAUGUGGCACUAUGGUUUGCCGAUAUUGCCAAUUAUUUGGCAACCGACAUUGUUCCUGAAGUUUUGAAGGCAUCUCAAAAGAAGAAGUCUUUAGAGAUUGCCGACAACAAUAUUAUCAGAAGAUGUGUGGCUGAUUCUGAUGUGAUGGAAAUCUUAAAAUCUUGUCACGACUCUCCGCACCAAUGCACCAUAGGUCAGAAGCAUGAGACACCGAUGAAUUUUGUGCUUAAGGUGAAGCUCUUUGAUGUGUGGGGCAUUGAUUUUAUGGGACUAUUUGUGAGCUCAUAUGGCCUGAAAUAUAUUCUUAUUGCUGUGGAUUAUAUUUGGCCUCCUAGAGCCAUUAUUAGUGAUGGUGGUUCUCAAUUCUGCAACAAACCAUUCGCUGAUCUUUUUGAAAAAUAUGGCGUGCAUCAUAGGGUUGCCACUCCAUAUCAUCCUCAGACGAGUGGUCAGGUUGAAAUCUCCAAUCGAGAGAUAAAGAGCAUCUUGGCAAUGACAGUCAAUGUGAAUCCCACUGACUGGUCCAAAAAGUUAGAUGCUCUAUGGGCAUAUCGUACAGCUUUCAAAACCCUUAUUGGGACUUCACCAUAUAAUCUGGUAUUUGGGAAGGCAUGUUAUUUGCCUAUUGAGCUUGAGCAUAAAGCCAUUUGGGCAUUGAAAAAGUUGAACAUGGAUUGCAAUGAAGCAACCAUGCUGAGGUUGUUUCAAAUCAACGAGAUGGAUGAAUUUAGGUACAACGCCUAUGAAAGUGCAACAUUGUACAAAGAAAAUAUAAAAUACUAUAAUGACUCGAAGAUCCUCAAAAGGGAUUUUCAGCCAAAGGAUUUAGGGUUGUUGUACAAUUCGCGCCUGAAGUUCUUUCCAGGAAAGCUCAAGUCUCGAUGGUCCGGUCCGUUUGAAAUUGUCACUGUUUCCCCAAAUGGAAGCGUCAUUGAAGUGAAAACCGAGGAUGGCACUCGGAUUUUUAAGGUAAAUGCGCAGAGGGUGAAGCACUAUCACUGGUGCAUUGAUGAUGGCAAAGUGGUUGAUAGGUAUCGUUUAAAACAUGGUUCCUGA
This is a messenger RNA of Lycium ferocissimum, 1572 nucleotides long. RefSeq lists its product as uncharacterized. NCBI's taxonomy places the organism in Eukaryota, Viridiplantae, Streptophyta, Magnoliopsida, Solanales, Solanaceae. The transcript is spliced from 5 exons. Gene Ontology annotation, molecular function: nucleic acid binding. Gene Ontology annotation, biological process: DNA integration. The record is from RefSeq and is a predicted model, not a curated record. The coding region runs from base 1 to 1572 and encodes 523 amino acids.